CACAAUGAAGUCUAGCUGAUAAACCAUCUAAGGCUGGACACUUAAACACACGGCUGGGAAUAUUGUGAAAUCUUUUUGUCUUAUUUGCUGCAUUGGUUUCUGAUAAGAUUGUGUUGGUCGGGAGAUAUAAGAGCGGAAUUAGCAGUCCUGUGGAUAAUUGCAGUCUUCUUUCCUGGUUCCCUGGAGCACCAUGGUUCAAUUAAGUCUCUGUUUGCCUCUGCUGCUCACCUGCCUGACAGGAACAACUGCCAGUGAGGGAGCGCAGAGCAAGACAGCAAAUUAUGGGCCAUCCUUUGUGGAGAUCACCGGGGUGAGCAUCGUGACUGUGGGGAUUCCUUACGCGUUCCAGUGUUCUGCAACAUGUUCUCCGGCCUGUACCUUCAGCUGGACCCGAGGAAACCAGACUGCCCAGGGCCCGGAGCUCAGACUGGAGCUUCAGGUUCGGGUGCAGCCCCAGGUUCUGAUCUGUGUGGCCCUCAACCCGGCCACUGGGGAGUCUGUCACCGUCAAGAAGACCCUGCAGGUCACAGAGGGACCCUCCGACAUCAUCAUCUCCGGUCCUGACAUGCUGUCCAACGGCCAGUCGUCCACCUUCACCUGCUUGGCCGACUGCUACCCCUCCUGCUUGUACACUUGGACGGUCGGCUCCGAGGGCCAGAGUACGGGCGUCACAUCCGAGGGAAGCAGCCUCACCAUCACGCCCCCAUCGGACGCCAUGUCUGAGAAGCUGACCUGCCAGGCCCAGAACUCUGUCUCUCAUCUCUUCAUCUCCAAAACCACCUCGGUGUGGGUGGCAACUGGACCAGACGACAUCUCGAUCAGCAACCAGGCUGGAUCCAACACCGUGAUCCUGGGGAGCACCUACAAGUUCUUCUGCAUCGUCUACUGCACACCCUCCUGCAAUUACACGUGGACCUACAAUGGACACACCUACCCGGGGGACCAGAUCCAGGUGCCCAUUCUUCACAAGGGGGACAAGCGCAAAGUGAUGAGCAAGCUAGUGUUCACCAUCAGUGAUUACACCCACACAGAAAACCUGACGUGCAAGGCCCAGAACACCAUAUCGGGGCUCACAAUCGUCACCACUGCCACCCUGACUGUCAUCGACCCUAUUUCUGUGCAGCCUGUUUCCUCAACACUGCCUGUGGCAGGCCAGGUUUACUCAUUGCAUUGUGUGGGCUCACAGAACCCAGCCUCCAUCUUGUGGACUAAAGAUGCCGUUCCUUUACCUGUGUCCAGUAGAGUUAGUCUCUCCCUCCAGAACACAACUCUAUCCUUCAGCCCACUGCAACAGUCAGAUGGAGGACUGUACCAAUGUGUUGUGUCUCAGGGGGGGCAGUCGUUGAAAGGCAUCGGCUACCAGUUGAAUGUGUAUUAUGGACCAGUUGAUGUUGCGAUCGUCCGCCCAGAGAUAGGCCCGGUGGGACCAGAGUUGUACGUGUCACCGGGGUCAACCACGGGCCUCCUGUGCUCUUCUGAAUGCUACCCAAACUGUUCCUACACCUGGAUCUACAACGGCAAGCCGGUGGCUCUGAAAGCAGCCUUCUCCUUGACCUCAGGGACCCCUGUACAGGGAGGACCUCUCACCUGCGUAGCCAACAACCCAGUCACUAAAGAAAACAGCUCUUCUGAGACCAUGGUGAUUCCCAUAGUCCCUUUCUUAGAUGGGCCGUCCAACGUGACCAUCUCAGGGCCUCGUUCUCUAGACGUGGGGGUGAAGGCUACGUUCAGGUGCUCGGCCCAGUGCUCCCCCUCCUGUAGCUUCACCUGGACCGUGUACGGUCACACCAUGACAGGAAGUACGGUGGACGUGACCGUCAGUCGCUAUGUGCCCACGGAGUCGCUGAGCUGCGAGGCCCACAACAGUGUCACUGGGAGGACAGCGAGCGUCAACGAGACACUCUCUGUCUCAGACCCACACUGGUGUGGCUGUUGACCACAAUGCUGUCAAGAGAGAACUGCUGUUGGACAUUUACUGAUGUCUGCCACGCCCACUAAUGUCUACCAUGUGUACAUCGAUUUAAGAGACUGUUUUCAGAUUUUAAAAUUACAUUAAACCCAGAGAUCCUUUUUGAAAAAGUAUGAGCAUUUAUAUAGGAACUAUAUAGGUAUAACACUGGGUCCAAUCCACAAAUGACUCCAACAAUCAGGCGUCCUGUCUGUGCUUCUUUAGCUGUACCAGCUUCACUCUGUUGCCAACCCUUAAGUCAAGCAUAUACUCUUGAUUAAAUGAAUUUCAUAUGCUGACUGGUCUUGCCAUUUUCCGGUCUGUCUGUCAUUUCUUUGUGAUUAAUAAACAGCUGAGCCAUUUCAUUGAUUGUACAUGUUUUGGUUUCAGUGUUCGUAAUCUGUGUCAUGUCAGACACUGUACACCCGUAACAUGACUGUAAUGUCAGUAACGUGUG
Messenger RNA from Hypomesus transpacificus, 2405 nucleotides. Its product is annotated as hemicentin-1-like. The coding region runs from base 191 to 1936 and encodes 581 amino acids. NCBI's taxonomy places the organism in Eukaryota, Metazoa, Chordata, Actinopteri, Osmeriformes, Osmeridae. Gene Ontology annotation, biological process: cell-cell adhesion. Gene Ontology annotation, cellular component: cell-cell junction. The record is from RefSeq and is a predicted model, not a curated record. Gene Ontology annotation, molecular function: cell adhesion molecule binding. The transcript is spliced from 9 exons.